AUGUCCAUAAAAUACAAGAAAGGAGAGCUGACGACAGAAGAGCCAGGGUUCCAAAAUAGCCAGGAACAUCUUAAAAAGAACAAUGUUGGAGGAUUCACACUUUCUGACUUCAAAGCAUGUUCGGAUCCAUCUCACUGCAACAUUUUGAGAGCAACUUCUUCAAGGGUCCAGCUGUAUGAUAUUGUUGCAGUUUUUCCAAAGACAGAAAAACUUUUUCAUGUUGCUUGCACACAUUUAGAUGUGGAUUUGGUCUGCAUAACUGUAACAGAGAAACUGCCAUUUUACUUCAAAAGGCCCCCUAUUAAUGUGGCAAUUGACCGAGGCUUAUGCUUUGAACUUUUCUACAGCCCUGCCAUCAAAGACUCCACAAUGAGAAGAUACACAAUUUCCAACACCCUCAAUUUGAUGCAAGUUUGCAAAGGAAAGAAUGUAAUUUUAUCUAGUGCUGCAGAAAGGCCUUUAGAAAUGAGAGGGCCAUAUGACGUGGCAAACUUAGGGUUGCUAUUUGGGCUGUCUGAAAGUGAUGCCAAGGCUGCAGUGUCCACCAACUGUACAGUAGCGCUUCUCCAUGUAGAAACUAGAAAAACUACUUUUGGAAUUAUUUCCACAGUGAAGAAAUCUCAGCAGCUGUCAGAAGGGGAUGACGAUUCUCUUCCAGCUUGCAAGAAAGCCAAGUGUGAAGGCUGA
Choloepus didactylus (southern two-toed sloth) is the source of this 687-nucleotide messenger RNA. Its product is annotated as ribonuclease P protein subunit p30-like. Gene Ontology annotation, biological process: tRNA processing. The record is from RefSeq and is a predicted model, not a curated record. Gene Ontology annotation, molecular function: RNA binding. Gene Ontology annotation, cellular component: nucleolar ribonuclease P complex. The transcript is spliced from 2 exons. Bases 1 to 687 code for a protein of 228 amino acids. NCBI's taxonomy places the organism in Eukaryota, Metazoa, Chordata, Mammalia, Pilosa, Megalonychidae.